ACUUUGAAAGUAGGAACCGGAAGUGAGUGUUUGCCUGUUCGGGUCUCUGUCCGUUGACUCUGGUCCUGGUCCCGCUCGCUCAGCCUCCUCCGGUCGUCGCUAUGGUGCAGAUGAUGGAGUCGCAGUGCGAGUAUUUCAUGUAUUUUCCGGCGGUGCCCAUCACGGAUCUGUCGGACCCGGCCCGCUACCGCACUCUGCCCCGGAGGAGCCACCUCUACCUGGGCGAGACGGUCCGCUUCCUGCUGGUGCUGCGCUGCAGAGACGCUGGCGCAACGCCCACAGAACAGGGCCCCGCAGGGAGCGCUGAUGGUGCCAUGGCAGGGUUUGGGACAGAAUCAGCCAGCAGCCGAGCGUGGCGGGAACUGGCUGGGUCUCUGUGCGCCGUGGCCAGUGUGAGUCCAGGUGAAAGCAGCCGCCAUCGGGGCAACCACCACCACGACUACCAGAGCAGCGGGGACGAGGCCAACGAGGACGGUGAGGACGACUACAUUGCAGCUGCAGAGGCAGCGAUCGCGGCGCUCGGCAGCAGGGUGGACUCUCGGUGUCGCAGCUUCAGGGACUGUAAACCACUGCUCAUCCACAACUCAUCUGGGACAGCGUCAAGGGAGUUCCGCAGGGCCCCUGUUCAGUCUCCUCUGGACGAGCCGGUGGUCCUGAUGGACGAAGUGAUCUUUCCUCUCACUGUUUCCCUGGAUAAGCUCCCCGUCAGCACCCUGAAAGUAAAGGUGAUGGUCACAGUUUGGAAGAGGGAGGCAGAGAAAGUGGAGGUGCAGGAACUCGGAUACCUGAGCGUCCUGCAGCAACGAGAGCCCACCCACACCUUCAGACACGACCUCAACACCUUCAAAGCUCAAGUGAGUACCACUCUGACCGUCCUGCCGCCUCCAGCCGUCCUCUGCAAGCAGAUGACGGUCUCUGGGAGACACCUCGCCAUCCUAAAAGUGCUGAACGAGUCCUCUCAGGAGGAGCUGAGCAUUCGGGAUGUUCGUAUUUUACCGAACCUGAACGCAUCGUACCUUCCCAUGAUGCCCGACGGCUCCGUGCUGCUGGUGGACAACGUCUGCCACCAAUCAGUCGAGGUCGGCAUGGCGUCUUUCUGCCGGGUGGACGGCCAGGCCUGCCGCCUUCCCAGCAUGCUCAGUGCUUUGGAGGAGCACGACUUCCUGUUCCAGCUGCACCUCAACGACACGCCGCAGGAUGACUCCAACGAGGGGCUGGAGGUUCCUCUGGUCGCCGUGCUGCAGUGGUCUACUCCCAAGAUGCCUUUCACCAACUGUAUCUACACCCACUACAGGCUUCCCAGUAUGCGCCUGGACCGGCCGCGGUUCGUCAUGACUGCCAGCUGUCCAAGCACCGUCAGAGUGAAGGAGCACUUCAAGGUCAAAUAUGUCCUCCUGAACAACCUGCAGGACUUCCUGGCUGUCCGGCUCGUGUGGACCCCCGAGGGUCGCGGUCAGGGCGAGAACGCAGCGCUGGCGGCCGUCGUCUGUCACACACCGCUCAGCAACCUCGGCCACUGUCGCAAAGGAAGCACGCUGUCCUUCAGUGUGGCCUUCCAGAUCCUGAAACCAGGACUCUAUGAGCUGAGUCAGCACAUGAAGUUAAAGCUCCAGUUCACAGCUUCAGUUUCCAACCCGCCGCCUGACGCUCGGCCGCUGUCACGUAAAAACAGUCCAUCCAGCCCGGCAGUUCGAGACCUGCUGGACCGACACCAGGCCAGUCUGGGCCGAUCUCAGUCCUUCUCCCACCAGCAGCCGUCACGGUCGCACAUCAUGAGGACGGGCAGCGCCAUGGAGCGGCGCGCCAUCACUCCUCCCGUUGGAUCCCCGGUGGGUCGGCCGCUCUACCUGCCGCCGCAGGACAAAGCGCUGCUGUCGCUGGACAAGAUCGCCAAGAGGGAGUGUAAAGUCCUGGUUGUGGAUCCGGUCAGCUAGGGAGCGAGGAGUCUGGACUCGGCUUCUUAUCGGAAAACAUUCCUGAUCCCAAACUGAAAACCACGAACGAAGCUGCAAGAAAGCUACUUGAAACGUAUUUAAUGUAUUAUUAAUAUAUCUGGUGAAUGUGUUCCUCAACGUUCUGGUAUUUAUCCGCACAUUUCAGCUCAUCGCCAACCUGUCGGCGUUUCCAGCGACGAGCCGGAGGAAGUGUUUCCUCCUCAUCUUUGUAUUAUUUAAAGGUGAGAAACGUUACAGGAAAAGACUCGUUCAGCCAGGUUUGUCUGAUUCCAGUGUUUUACUCAGUAUCACUGUCAUGACUUUUCUGUCCGGAACGUCGUGACCCUGCUCCUGGGAAUUUCCCAUUAAAUCCAGUUUGAUGGUUGGAUGCUCCUGUCCUUGGUGACGUUGGGGUUGUACGCCAACUUUUUAGCUUUAUGCAAAUUUUAGCGGCCCUGAUUCAGAAUGGUGGGCGGUGCCUGAGCCAGCCAAUUAGCCUCCAUGUUCAGCAAGAAUACAUUAAAAUGUGUGAAGAAGUGGC
Melanotaenia boesemani (Boeseman's rainbowfish) is the source of this 2475-nucleotide messenger RNA. RefSeq names its product trafficking protein particle complex subunit 14 (gene trappc14). Gene Ontology annotation, molecular function: alpha-tubulin binding. Gene Ontology annotation, cellular component: TRAPPII protein complex. Gene Ontology annotation, biological process: cilium assembly. The record is from RefSeq and is a predicted model, not a curated record. Bases 102 to 1934 code for a protein of 610 amino acids. Lineage: Eukaryota; Metazoa; Chordata; Actinopteri; Atheriniformes; Melanotaeniidae. The transcript is spliced from 14 exons.